AUGGAUCCGUUCAACGCCAUUGGUUUAGUUGGCAAUAUUCGUGCCUUCCUCGGGAUCGGGAUUCACGUCGUCAAGCACGGACAGAGGAUCUACCGCUCCGCCUCGGGCGCGACGCAACAGAAUGAAGACCUGGCGGCGACGAAUGCCCGCUUCCGGCAGGUCGUGGCCUAUUUGCAAAAGCAACACGUAUCGGUCGACAGGGCUCUCCGGCCGGAUGAGUGGGCUCUGCACGAUCUCUGCGUCGAAUGCUGCGGGGUGGCCGAUGAGUUGCAGCAGCUCCUGGAUGGACUACGUGUGAAAGGCGAUCGCGGCAGGGCGGCGCAGAUAGCCAAGGUGAUGUGGCAAGACUGGCGGUGCAAGGAACGGAAGAUGGAGCUGCAGAACAAAUUAUCCAGUUACGAGAGGCAGUUGAAUCUGUUUCUUACCAAUUCCGCCAGGCUAGAAGAGGGGACUGGUAUCUUCUAUAUCUCUGGCAAGCCGGGCUCUGGGAAGUCCACGUUGAUAAAAUAUAUUUGCCGACACCAGAGAACGGAACAGCAUUUACAGGUUUGGUCGGCCACCAAGACUCUGGUGGUAGCCAGGUUCUUCUUCUGGAAGCCCGGGCAGGCUCUUCAAAAGACCUUUCGCGGCCUGGUCCGAGGCAUCAUUUACUCAAUUGUAUCACAGGCAACGGAGUUGAUACCGCUCCUGUUACCCAGGCAGUGGAACGCUACCAUCGGUGGAAUGCAGCCGGUUCUUGACGACGACAGUGAGAUUUUUGCUGCAUUCAGCACGCUGAUAGAAAGCGAUUCCAUCUAUUCUACACACAAAAUCGCGGUGUUCAUUGACGGCCUCGAUGACUUCGAGGGAGACCGCACUCAAAUGACACAAACCUUGAAACGCUGGACUAUCUCUAGAUCAUCAAAUGUCAAAGUCUGUGUGUCUAGUCGGGAGGAGAUUGAGUUUCAAGACGCCUUCAAGUUUGGCCCGAGGCUGCGACUACAUGAAGUAACCCAAUCUGAUAUCCUGAGCGUGGUCCGGAGCCGGCUGGGUCAGAACGAACUUUACGUUCUGCUUGGAACACCGGAUCAAAGAAAGUCACUAGAAGAAACCAUUACGAGCAGGCCUGAGGGCCUCUUUCUGUGGAUCAAGUUGAUCCUGCAAAGGGUCGAGCAUAGUGUGCUCAGUGGUGAUCUACUCGAGGAUUUGGAACAGCAGAUUGAUUCCCUCCCUAAUGAGCUGCACGAUUUGUUUACCACAAUCCUGGCCACUAUUGAGCAGGACAGCCCGAGGAUUGCGUACUCCCUGAUCUCGAUGGCGCUUGGCUGUCCACAGAAUUGGCCAUUGUUCCGCUUCUCUUUCUUGCCGGACUAUCUUGCGAGCCCCAAUUUUGCGCUGGAGUACGGGUCUACUUUCGGAAAGACGGGCAAAGUCAGCACACGAUUGGAACGAGUCCGACGGAUGAUCUACGGAAAAUGUGGAGGACUGCUCGAGAUCUGUUCCACCACUUCGGUAUCCUACGCGGGCGACCCGUUCGAUUCGACCUGGAUGGAACAAGAUCCGACCUUCAACACUACUGUCAAGCCUACUCAUCGGUCAAGUCUGGAGUUCCUAUCCAGUGAAGAGAUCAAGGUCAAGGUCGAGGCACAUAUCAAAGGCUUUGAUAUCCUGGAUAUACUGUGCCAGACCCUGUUGGCCCACCUUAGGACACGUGCUAUUCCGUGCGAAUACUUCAAGGCAUUUUUGGGGGUCGGCACCGGAUGGUAUAUUGCCACUAAAGCGUUCUCCAGGGACCUCUGUGCACUGAUGAGGAGGUCUCUUUCACGGCUGAGCGUUUUCGACCGAUCCAAGAGCGAGAUAAGGGACCUGAUGCAACAUCUCGCAUUUGAGUUUCUGAUUACUUCGGCCGUUGGGUCCACCUCCAUCGGUCAGCCCCGGCUCACGCACGGACUGGUCAAUAUCCUAUCGGUGUAUCUGGAGCAAGGCGCUUUUAUUCAGGAUCCAUCUGGCCACGACGUGCAAAUCUCCUACUGGUUAUCCUUCGUGUGGCAGGUGUUCAUCCGAGGCAUUCGACUCAAAAGCCGCCGCCUGCUUCUCCCUCUGUUCGCGCUAUUUCUGCUCCGCGGGGGCGACCCGCGCAUUCACCUGCAGGUCGACGAGGGCCACCAAUAUCAGUGGGGCAGCACCAAGCUCUAUGACAUCGAGCUGGUCACCGAGGGGCGGCAGGGGCAGAUGCGGCUGCAGUCGGAUUUCGCGCAACUCGAGGCAACGGAGUCGCUUCGACGGCUCUUCCAGCAGAACAACAACCUAGUCUCUUUACGCCAAUUCUUGGAGGUAUUAUUCCCGGUCAAGGUUGCGACUCCUUUUCAGCUUAUGAUUGAUUGGCAUCUUGUGCACGAGGAGGACCUCACGCCAGAGCAGCUGGUCGAGAUGAGAGAGUUGUUUGCGCCAUCGGUUCAGCCCUUGCUGACGCUGCAGGCUAUGGAGGAGGUCUUUGCAGAUGACGAAGAUGAUUGAGGCCGGGGUCAACUUGGAAGUCUCACAGACCCCCUGUCGUCAUAUACGAGCUUCAUUCUCUUCUUCUUUCUUUCUCAUCGCCCAUCAAGUGGAGUCAG
This is a messenger RNA of Aspergillus homomorphus CBS 101889, 2594 nucleotides long. RefSeq lists its product as uncharacterized. The record is from RefSeq and is a predicted model, not a curated record. The coding region runs from base 1 to 2496 and encodes 831 amino acids. NCBI's taxonomy places the organism in Eukaryota, Fungi, Ascomycota, Eurotiomycetes, Eurotiales, Aspergillaceae. The transcript is spliced from 3 exons.